Suillus paluster is the source of this 1708-nucleotide messenger RNA. RefSeq lists its product as uncharacterized. The record is from RefSeq and is a predicted model, not a curated record. The transcript is spliced from 5 exons. Gene Ontology annotation, molecular function: metal ion binding. Bases 18 to 1577 code for a protein of 519 amino acids. Lineage: Eukaryota; Fungi; Basidiomycota; Agaricomycetes; Boletales; Suillaceae.
AUCGACUUCUGUAUCCUAUGACAGUCUGCUCGUACUAUCUACGUGGCGCGUGUAAAUAUGGCGAUAGAUGUCGCAACGAGCAUCCAGCGGACCGAGCACAACAGGUUGGCUUUGGAAAUCAAAGUUGGACAAACACUACUAGUGGUUCGAGAGACAUGGCAGUUCCAUAUACCACUGAGUCAAUGGCAAGAGACGUAACCCCUCUACAAGAUAAGCCUUUAUGGCCACUAUCAUCCUAUGGCGCUGCGAAAUAUGAACCAGUAGUGGUUGGAGGAUUGGACGAGUCGCCCGAGGAACUUCGUGUGAAGGCGGUGACUGCGUUGAAGGCAGGAACCAUCAACGAAUAUAUGAAAUACGAGUCAGAUAAAAUAGCCGCAUCGGAGCAGGCGUACGAUAGCGCUAGGAGAAACGCUGCACAGCUACAUGACGCUGCUUUCAAACUGAGCAAGGAAGCUGCUUCGACUGCGCUCGGUCAGAUGUCCCCUUUUGGUGGGCGAUCAGCGUUUGGAACGAAUGCGAUUGCGGGGUCGGCGUUCGGUAGUGGACCAGCCUUUAGUUCUAGCCCUCAACUAUCGGCGUCCGGUGCAGCUUCCACUGCCUUUGGAAAAUCUGCCUUUGGUCAGCCUGCUCCAACGACAUCAGCAUUUGGACAGCAACCAAACUCUGCAUUUGGACAACCUACACAGACCACGUCGGCGUUUGGGCAGCUACAACAGUCAACGUCUGCCUUCGGGCAGCCGCAACAGUCAACGUCUGCUUUCGGGCAGCCUGCUCCAACGACAUCAGCAUUUGGACAGCAACCAAGCUCAUCGCUUGGGCAGCCCUCUGCAUUUGGAUCAGCCACUCAGCCAACGUCGGCUUUCGGGCAAUCAUCGUUGAUUAAACCUGGGUCCGGUGCAUUUGGCUCUUCAGCACCUUCCACAGGUGCAUUUGGUGCUCCGUCACCAGCGUUUGGGAACACUGGCACUAGUGGUGGUCCACCCUCAGCAUUUGGGAGCACUGCCGCCGGAGCCGGUGGCGGGUUCUCUGCCUUUGCAUCCCAGCCGUCCGGGUUUGCGUCAGCACCGACGCAAGCAUUGGCUUUUGGACAGUCAUCAUUCGGAGCCCCUGCCCCUGCAUCAACACAAAGCGCAUUUGCUGCGCCAGCACAGGUGCAAAGUGCAUUUAGCUCCGCCCCAACCCCACAAAGUGCCUUUGGUUCUACACCAUCCGCACCAAAUGCAAUCGGGGGGUCCUCCAUAACGCCGCAGUCCGCUUUCGGAUCAGCGCCAACAUUGACAUCUGCGUUCGGUAGCACAGGCACUGGAGCUCCAUCACCCUUUGGCAGUUCUGUGCCCAUGGUUUCUACUACGUUCGCAACUCCAAUGACCACAGUCCUAUCCGAUGCUUCGAAACCGUCUGCAUCAGCACCUGCAUUUUCACGGUCCAAAAUCCAGCUAAAACCUGACAGAUAUGCUGGUCUAUUGCCGCCAAACUACAUGGAUUUAUUGCCGGUAGAUGUGAAGGCUGCGUUCGCGGCGGAGAAAUUCGAAUGGGGAAAGAUACCAGAGUGGGUACCGCCGAAGGAGGUGCGGUAGGAUGACUCGUUAUGACGUUACUGCAGUAUUGUAUGAGUUAUCCUGUUGUGUCUUUUACAGACUAGCAUCAUAGAAUCGCACUGUACAACAAUUCACAUCACCGUAACACACGGUCACCGGUGGUUUUGCGG